UAGGUGGGUCCUCCAUCCAUGUAAGAGCUUCGUCCGACUUGUAUUCAUUCACAUAGCACCUCAUGAUGAAAGAUAGACGGAGCAGAUGAGUACUUGAGUCUGAUUUCAAUUUUUUAUCUGCACAUCUACAAAAGAAAAGAAAGCUACGGUCUUGUCACAGCCUUCAAAUGGUGCCGCAAUCAUAAUCGCAUUGAGGUCUCAUCGCCCUUGGCUGCGUUGUUGGUAUCGUGUUCGAGGUCCUGCGUGAACCUCUGUAUAAAAAGGUCCACAUGGCAACUAUAAAACAGAUCGAUGGACGCACGGUUCAUCAGAUCCAGUCCGGCCAGGUUAUAGUCGACCUUUGCUCUGUUGUCAAAGAACUGGUUGAGAACAGCAUCGAUGCUGGGGCAACAAGCAUAGAUGUUCGUUUCAAAAACCAAGGACUUGAUCUCAUCGAGGUGGCUGAUAAUGGGUCUGGUAUCGCCCCUGCCAACUAUCCAUCAGUGGCUCUCAAACACCAUACGUCAAAGCUCUCUUCAUACUCGGAUAUAGCUACGUUAGAGACAUUUGGUUUCCGGGGUGAAGCAUUAGCCUCAUUGUGUGCUUUGUCAAUUGUGAGCAUCACGACUUGCCAGCAGGGCGAAGCUCCUAAGGGGACCAAGCUCAGCUUCGAGCCAUCAGGAGCCCUCAAAGGAACUGCAGUUGUGGCAGCUUCAAAAGGCACAACCGUUUCAGUUGAGCGUCUCUUCCACAACUUGCCUGUUCGUCGGCGUGAGCUUGAGCGAAACAUAAAGCGAGAGUGGAAUAAGGUCAUCGCCCUCCUUGGACAAUACGCUUGUAUUCAAACCAAUCUCAAAUUCUCCGUGUCUCAGCAACCUACCAAAGGGAAAAGGAUUCACCUAUUUUCGACCAAGGGUAAUCCGACGACAAGAGAAAACAUCAUCAAUAUCUUUGGUGCAAAGACGAUGACGGUCCUUGUACCCCUCGAUUUGACUCUAGAAAUGCAUCCUUCCACAGGCGGUCCAGCUUUGCAAAUUGACCAAAAACAUAAAUCAAGCUCUAGGGAUGUCCGUGUCGUGGGGCAUGUUUCCCGGCCUUCUCAUGGUGAUGGACGCCAAACUCCAGAUCGCCAGAUGUUCUUUGUGAAUGGGAGGCCAUGUGGCUUGCCCCAAUUCGCAAAGGCAUUUAACGAGGUUUACAAGGCUUACAACAGCUCACAAGCUCCUUUUAUUCUAGCGGAUAUUCAGCUCGAUACCCACAUGUACGACGUCAAUGUUAGUCCAGACAAGAGGAGUAUAUUGUUGCAUGAUCAAAACCAACUGCUCGAUAACCUACGCACUUCCCUCACAGCCCUUUUCGACUCGCAAGACUACUCAGUUCCGACCUCUCAGCUUUUGCCCUUUAAGAACCGCACUGAGAAGCAGUCAACCACUAACACGCCCUUCAAGCCAUUAUCGAUCACUCCUCAGAAGCCUCUGGAUGAUUCCCAGCCUGAAGUCGAAUCAGAUGAAGACAGUGACGAAAGCAGCCCCGUUGCCAAGGUGCCACUUGGCGCCGUAAGGAGGGUUGGCGGGUCAAAAUCAUUAGAGAAAAACAUUAGUAGUCAAAAUCUGAUCAGUGGAUGGGUAGAGAGGGGGUCAACGUCGCGGCCAAAAGACCGAGGCACCACAGCAUCAACUUUCGCACAGAAUCAAAGUCCAUCCGUACGUCCUUCUACGAGGCGAGAAGAGCCGAGCCUCUUUAUCGGGAGUCCCUCGCUCUCUUCAGACAGCGAUGAAAAUGAUGCUGGGAAGCCACUCCCUGUGCGGGAUUUCAACAAGCAACUGAAGGUAAACAGUGUCACGAAGACUGGCUCUUCUCCCACCAAGAAGUCAUCAGAAUUGCUUGAGAAUGAACCCCAGAUUCCUGCUACGAAACCACUGAGGCGUGGACAGGGCGGGAGCUCACACACUAGCCCAGUGAAAACGCCACGGGAAAAGGCAACAUCAGAGGCCGCUACGAUAGUCAUUGGUAACGAGAUCAUACAGGAUGCUGCGAGUACUCCUGAUCGCCGUGCGAAUAAUGUGGCUGUUUCUGAGGAUGAAAUGGAGGUUGACAAUCCAAAACCGUCUUUCGGAAGCCGCCUGACACAGAUAUACGCAGCUGGCAGCGGCGCGACAGAUAGGAAGAUAUCAUUUCGUAAGGAGCAAGCGGGCCAGGGUUCUGAUGGUGGGGAAAUCUCCGAUUCUGAAGGCACAGAUACAAACACCGACAGUGACACAUUCAACGCGAACAAGGAUGGGAAAGCUGUCAGUGAACCAGCUAUUCCGGUCGCUGGGAGCGAUAGACCAGGCAAGCAGACGGAAACAAAUGACUUGUCUGAUAUUACGCCCUUCAUAUUUGCGGGGGAACCUGCCACAACUGAUCAUAAGACUCAAUCUCUCAAGUCUAGUGUACGGAAGAAAGAGUCUACAGCCCAACUACUACAACACCUACGAACGGACGAGAGCCUCAUAAAGCUGGGGCUGGACUCAUGGAGGAACAGCCUCAGUCCAAGUCAAGACUCUACGACUGUCGAUGAUGAAGUGACAGAUCUUGCGGCAGCCAAUGCGGAAGAGAAAUUGUCACUUACUAUAGCUCGCAAGGACUUUCUAAAAAUGAAAAUAGUUGGGCAAUUCAACAUGGGUUUCAUCAUCGCAACACGUCCUGCGAGCACCGGGUCGGAGGAAGACCUGGAGGUAGCUCAGAAGAAUGAGUUGUUUAUCAUUGACCAACACGCGACAGACGAAAAGUAUAACUUUGAGAGGUUGCAAGAGAUUCAGACAGUACAGUCUCAACGACUAGUCCACCCGAAAAGGCUAGAGCUGACAGCACUGGAAGAAGAAAUUGUGUUACAAAGUAUUCCUGCCAUUGAGGCUAACGGGUUCAAAGUCCAUGUCGACAUGACUGGAGAUGAACCCGUGGGCUCAAGGUGUGAAGUGCUGGCGCUUCCCAUGAGUCGUGAGGUGACCUUCUCGAUCACUGACCUUGAAGAGCUGAUAGCAUUGCUUGGUGAGGAAUCGUCCGAGUCGAAACAUAUACCCCGUCCCUCCAAAGUGAGGAAGAUGUUUGCAUCGAGGGCAUGUCGUAGCAGCGUCAUGAUUGGGAAGGCUUUGACGCAUGGGCAAAUGGAGACGCUUGUGCGGCAUAUGGCAGAGUUGGACAAGCCUUGGAACUGCCCGCAUGGCCGUCCAACAAUGAGGCAUCUGUGUCAAUUGGACUCGUGGGAUGCGAAGGGGUGGAGGGACGACAACUUACAGGGUCCAUCGGUAUCUUGGCGAGCGUACUUGAAUGGUGAAUAGUACUGUUCAGUAGCGGUCAGAUGUGGGAGAAAUUCAUGAUUUGAGACUUUUGUAUUAUCAAACACCAAAACUACCUAAUAAACUACAUAUCCGGAUAUCUUGCCAUGUCCCCAAACCUUAUCCUUGCCAAACAUUCGAACUUUGACGCAUCCUGCAUUAAAAAUCAUGAACAAACACUCAAACACAUACUCCCGUAGUCUCAUCUCCUUUCCGCGAGGGGGUUACGCCCAUCAAGAAAAGAAUACCGGUUCCCUGCUGCUCGGCCUUCUUCUACCAUCUUACCACUAACAUUACGUCGUCCAUAUGCCGUAGAAGUGUUCUGACUGUAAUCAUUACCCGUGGAGACCUUGCGAUUGUCGCUGCCAAUCAUAAUAGGGGGAGUUGCACUCUGAAGUUCUCCAUAUGAUCUCGCAUAAAACUCAGACUCUGGUUGAAUAGAGCUCUGACGGUUGCGGGGAGCCAAAGCUGGCUUCUCAUCAGCGAUAUCCCUGCUCGCACUGACACGUCUCGCGUUUGUGCUGAUAUCGGUCAAUGAGUUCUUGAACGGGAAGAAGGGUGUCUUGGCGCGAGGAGGGGAUUUGCGUUCUUGCUGUGCAGCAGGGGGGUUCAGGCGAAGGGGAUGAGGACGAAGCUCAUCACCAUUGACGCCAAGGUCGUAAGAUGGGUUGUUUUCAUCACCAUAUUCGGAAUCAGAAUCGUCAUGAGCGUAUCGUUGAGCCAAUGCCUCAUAUGACUUGUUCUCGCGGUUUGCAGCACUUGUCUUUGCCGCUUCCAUUUCACGGUUUCGUUGAUUCGUUCGAGAGAUGAGUGAGUCGGUAGGCAUCCAGGUCUCGGUGAAUCUAGCCGGGCGAGGUUGACUAUGCCUGUUGUAGCUGCUAGAUGGGCGAGAUCCUGCCUGGUCGUCGAGGGGAAUCUCGCUAUAGGCAUCGUGGUAAAUUGAACGGGUAGCAGUAGUUCGUGUGGUGGCCCUUGAAGCAGCCGAAUCGCGACGCUCACGACGAGGGCUUCCAGGGCCUCUCUGGUACUGUGGAGGUGGCGGGAACUUGGUGCGGGAGUCUCGAGUUCCAAUUGUCGUGCUCGAUCCGUUGCGAGUAUGGGUGAAAGGAAUGGCGCGCGGUGCUUCAAUGCCGUCAUGAAUACCUUCUUGAGGCACGAGAGAUUCCCGGCGAGCGCUUCGGGGCGUCGACAGGCGGGCAUCACUGUCCAUGGUGCUAGCAGUCAUCACCGACGACUUGUUCCUCUUGUGCAUUGGUCGAGCAGUCAAGUGACUCUCAAGAGGGUUCAUAUCAGGAGGCAUCAGGCUGAUCUUGCGGAACAUGAAGCCCAGCCAACCAGCAAUCGCUAAGCUGAUGAGAUGGAGACCACCGGCUGCAACGAAGGUGUAGAAAAGAACAGGCUUGAAGGUAUUCAUGAGCGACUGGUCCGAGAGGCGGGUGAUCCAGGCUUCACUCUUGGUGCGCACUGAUAGGGCACCAAAGGCGUAGAGAGGGGCGACACCAAGGUCGGUGACGCCGCAAAAGAGCUGAUAGGAUGCAGAAGAUGCAGGCGAUCGUCC
Molecule: messenger RNA, 4854 nt
Organism: Fusarium odoratissimum NRRL 54006
Lineage: Eukaryota; Fungi; Ascomycota; Sordariomycetes; Hypocreales; Nectriaceae
Product: DNA mismatch repair protein PMS2
Exons: 3
Coding region: 270-3299 (1009 amino acids)
Biological process (GO): mismatch repair
Cellular component (GO): MutLalpha complex
Molecular function (GO): ATP binding; ATP-dependent DNA damage sensor activity; ATP hydrolysis activity
Source: RefSeq, a predicted model, not a curated record